Molecule: messenger RNA, 381 nt
Organism: Penicillium roqueforti
Lineage: Eukaryota; Fungi; Ascomycota; Eurotiomycetes; Eurotiales; Aspergillaceae
Exons: 1
Coding region: 1-381 (126 amino acids)
Source: RefSeq, a predicted model, not a curated record
AUGAGCGACUCCAACGUCACACGAUUCACACAGCCGGCCGAGUGCUACGACUUGCGCGACGCGGUGCCCGCCAUCCCCGCCAAUAUCGAAUAUUAUAAUCAGGUGCCGCUGUACCAGACGAAAGCCCCGGACAGGGAUAUGAAAGCUGUUCUGCAGUCCUGCUGCCCGAAUGGGGUGUGGAUAUAUGAGGAUCCCGAUCCUUGUACGGCGAUCUGUGAUGUGCCUUCUUCGGCCGAGGCGAAGAAAGUUAUGUACUGCUUGAAUGCUCAUGGGGUUGUAUAUGGGACCAAAACGGAGAAGAAUUCUGGGGCUGUGAGGCGGCCGGUGGGAUGGGUGGCUUUGGUGGUUGGGACAAUGCUUCUGUCGGGGAUGUUUAUUUGA